UUGCGACCAAAAGGUCUGACCUGCCUACGUGUAUACCAAAACUUCACAUUCGCGACUGCCGGGGUCAAAGAUGUCAAUCAACUUUACGUGUUCCGCUUCUUGAUCUUCACCGAGAAGGAAGUCGAGCUCGCCCGCGCUAGAAUGCCUACCGAAGUCAAACCUUACACUGGAUUGUUCAAGUGGAAGGAUAUCAAGCGAUGGCACACGACGUGGCACGUCUACCUCUUCCCGCUAUUCUUUACGUUCCUUGCUCAACUAGGCCAGUCCGGAGGAUCAAUGAUCUUCUGGGUCAAGAGCUACAACGUGACUGGAAAGCCGCCACGAUUUUCCGUAGCAGAGAUCAACAUCAUCCCACUUGGAAUCAAUAUUAUUUCCAUUUUCGCCACUCUUGUCAACUCAUGGGUUUCGGACAGCUUGCCUGGAGCAGCUCGAUGGCCCGGUAUGUUGUUCGCCAGCACCAUGGCUAUCAUCUUUCCCAUUGCACUGGCAGCUACACCUGUGCAUCCAGCGAACAUUGCAACUCGAUGGGCAUUGUAUUACCUCACCGCACUUUCAAGCACAUGCGCCGGCAUCACAUGGACAUGGGUGAAUGAGACAAACCGGCACGACCCCGAAAAGCGGGCAUAUGUGUCUGCAAUGAUGAACGCGUUCGCCUACAUUUUCACGGCGUGGGUGCCCAUCUUCACUUUCCCUGCCAACCUUCAGCCUUUCAUCGUGACUGGCAACUACAUCACAGCUGGAUUCGGAGCAGCUGCCGCAGUGACUGUACUCGUCAUCCGACACUUUUACAAUCGAGAUCUGAAGACGCAAAGCGAGCUCAAAUUCUGA
Colletotrichum lupini is the source of this 828-nucleotide messenger RNA. RefSeq names its product major facilitator superfamily transporter. NCBI's taxonomy places the organism in Eukaryota, Fungi, Ascomycota, Sordariomycetes, Glomerellales, Glomerellaceae. The transcript is spliced from 7 exons. Gene Ontology annotation, molecular function: transmembrane transporter activity. The annotation marks the transcript as partial. Gene Ontology annotation, cellular component: membrane. The record is from RefSeq and is a predicted model, not a curated record.